Messenger RNA from Eruca vesicaria subsp. sativa (arugula), 966 nucleotides. The record is from the annotation of a GenBank genome assembly. Lineage: Eukaryota; Viridiplantae; Streptophyta; Magnoliopsida; Brassicales; Brassicaceae.
AUGGCCUCGUCUGAUCCACUCGACCUCACCGUAACCGUCGUCUCAGCCAAGCACCUGAAGAACGUCAACUGGCGCAACGGAGACUUGAAACCUUACGUCGUCCUCUACCUCGACACCGAUCACCGAGUCUCCACUCGCUCCGACGAUUCCACCAAACCGGUCUGGAACGAGCCGAUCACUCUCCCUCUCACCCGAUCCGUCCACGAAUCGGUCCUCAACAUCGAGAUAAUCCAUUCCGUUACUUCCUCCGAUGUCGCGGCGAAAACACUCGUCGGAUCGGUUAGGUUUCCUCUCGUUCGAUUGAUUGACUCGGAGGGAGGGAUGACGAGUCACGAAUCGUUAAACUCGUUAGAGCUUGUGCGUCCCUCGGGGAGGACGCAAGGGAAGAUUCGGUUGAAGCUCUCGAUCAAGGAGAGAGUUAUCCUUCCACCGCAGCGUCCUCAAUCGCAACCGAGAGAUUACUAUUCUACCCCUCAAGGAAAUCAUUAUUACUCCCCAAGCCCUCCUCCUCCUCCUCCGAUGACAUCUCCGUAUAGAGAAUUCUCACCGUCUCCUUAUCCGUUCACCGAUCACUACUAUUCCGGAUUCUACUACCCUCCUCCUCCUCCGUCGCGUUCGAUGUACGAUCGGGCCUCCAAUUACGGCCCAGCCGAUGUUCCGUUAGCUCCUCCUCGGUUUUCGCAGCCCAGUGGGCCUUCAGCUCCCGUGGAGGCCUUUCAGGUGAACGAGUAUAAGCCGCCGCAGCCGCAGGGUCCGCCUGUGGGCUCGCGGUUGUCGAGUUACGGAGUGCCAGGUGGCCCGUCGGCUCCUGUGGAUUACUCUCCUUAUGAUCACAGGCAGUUGCAGAAGACGGUGGGUGGGUUGAGCUUGGAGGAAGAGAGAGGAGGUGCUGCGGAGAGGUCUGAGAGUGAGUUUGGAGGUAGGCCGAGUUACGGUUACGGCCGUGAGUAUCGCCGUGAAUGUUAG